UAUAGAGUAUUUAAUUGAAAUGUAUGGAGGGUGAGAGAAGAACUGUCUAUAGAGCUGUGUGGCCUCUUCAGCUUGCACAAGUUAAUUUGCAAAAAGGCUCUGUGGUGUUUGAGCACCCCAUCCCGUCCUGCAGCCAUACACCUCUGCAGUAUUUCUCCUUCUGGGGGCACUUCCACUUGCCACUGCUAUGGUCUCUGAGCAAACUGAGCCACUCCUGCUGCUCAGGGCAUUAUAGAGGGGACCAGGCUGGACCAACACAGCCAUGCUCAAGGCUUUACGUACUGGGGCAGCUGUGAGCCCUAAAUUCUGGGGGCUCUAGUAGAGGCCUGGCCUGAUGGCCAGAGGAAUGAAAGCAGGACCAACAGGACCAGUGCUGUCCUGAGAAAAGCAAGAUGCCUCCCAAAGGAAGAGUGCCUUGGAAGUGAUUUUUUCUUUCUGAAACGCAUUAGUUGGAAAGCAGAGAGAGCAUCACAUCCCACUGCCAUCAGUAAAUCACCAAUAGUAACUAUGAAAGGAAAUGUGUGUUUCUCCUGCUGAGAAACAGCACCCAGGACUAAUGUCAUUUAAUAUAACAUGGCAGGAGCAGAGGUUAACCAUGUGGUUAAUGAAGCUUAAUGUGUAUAAAACCUGUAGAGAAAUUGUUUUUUCUGGUGUUGUUGCUAGUAAGUCUGUCCUCACUUUCAUAAAAAGAGUGUGGUGAUAUCUAAGAGUGGUAUUUUGAUGCCUGAAAUGCUCCUCAUAUAAAUAGAACAAGCAGAUCAGCAUGACCAAGUGAUAAAAUUACCUUCUGGUCUUCAGGAACUUCAGCAUGUAACCGCGCUAUAGGGACCUCAGUGUACCCCUCUUCACAGCACAAAUAAAUACAUUUGGAAAUGGAGGUGGAGGAGGCAUAUGAAAAAGGAGAGAAUACACAGGGGAAAAUGACUCGAGCUGAAGCUGCAAAAUUAGUGAAAAAGAACUUUCUGGAAGCCCUGAAGUCCAAUGACUAUGAAACACUGGAAGAGCUCUUGAACCAAAAGAAAAUAGAUGUGGAUACGGUGUUUGAAGUGGAAGAUGAGAAUCUGAUUCUGGCAUCCUACAAACAAGGAUACUGGCUGCCUAGUUACAAAUUAAAAAUAUCCUGGGCAACUGGACUUCAUCUGGCUGUCAUGUAUGGGCAUCUGGAGAGUCUUUCAGUCCUGCUCAAUCACAAAGCUACAAUCAACUGCCGGCCCAAUGGGAAAGCUGCAAUCCACAUAGCGUGUGAAACAGCAAAUGUUGAGUGUCUCAAGAUCCUCUGCAACCAUGGAGCUAAGCUGAACUGCUUUUCAAUGAGUGGGCAGGCGCCAUUGCAUUUCUGUACAACACUAACCUCCAUUCCUUGCGCCCAGCAGCUGAUUUGGAGAGGAGCCAACGUGAACAUAAAAACCAACAACCAAGAUGAGGAAACCCCUCUGCACACUGUUGCGCGUUUGGGUAUCCCUGAGCUCGUGGCUUUCUAUGUGGAACAAGGGGCGCAGGUCGAUGCUCUCAAUGCCCACAUGGAGACCCCCCUGGCUUGUGCAGUCUACUGGGCCCUCCACUACAAGGAGCAGACGUACAGCCCUGACCACCACCUCAUCUGCCGGAUGCUCUUAGACUAUAAAGCUGAAGUGAAUGCUCGUGAUGAGGACUUCAAGUCUCCACUCCACAAAGCUGCCUGGAACUGUGAUCACGUACUGCUUCACAUGCUGCUGGAGGCAGGAGCAGAAGCCAACAUCAUGGAUGUCAAUGGCUGUGCCCCCCUACAGUAUAUCAUAAAAGUGACAUCUGUGAGGCCAGCUGCCCAGCCUGAUGUCUGCUACCAGCUGCUACUGAAUCAUGGAGCAGCCAGGAUAUAUCCCCUGCAGUUCCACAAGGUGCUACAAGCCUGUCAUUCCUAUCCCAGGGCUGUGGAGGUGGUUGUUAACAGCUAUGAACACAUCAAAUCAACAUCAAAGUGGAAAGCGGCCAUACCUGAUGAUGUCUUUGAGCGGCACCAGGAUUUCUACGACUCCUUAUUCAGUGUGUGCAGCAAUUCCCCACGGUCCCUCAUGCACUUAAGCAGAUGUGCUAUUCGGACGACACUGUCAGAACGAUGCCACAGAAGCAUCCCCUUGCUCUCCAUCCCACUGUCCAUGAAGAAGUACUUGCUGCUGGAACCAGAAGGAAUAAUCUACUGAGCCAGUGCCGUGCUGCUGCCUGCACCUUCAUGGAGUUGCAGGCCCUGUGCUCACACAAACCUUCACUUCUGUGUGGCCUGAGGGCUGGCUGGCACUCAUUGACCCUCCUCAGAGCCUACUUGGGGAAGCAGAGUUGGAAAGGCACCUCCAAAUGAACAUAUCCCACUAUGCUUUGUUCAGCCUAGUGUCAACAGCCCAAGCAAUGAUGCUUCCAUUUCUAUCAGUAUUUAUUCCACUGUUUGAUAUUGUUAGAUUCAAUCUGAGCAGCCCUUAGUACUGUUUCACUGCAGUUUUCUUUAGCUGUCAUUUUAGGAGUCAGAGGAUACCGUCAAAAAGUAGCGUGUUCAUUUGUGAUAGGAAUGCUUUCCCAGAAAGAAAUGGGCAAACUGAUUUGUGUCAUGACCACAGUCAGGAUUGCAGUAGUUUCCUAUGGAUCAGUAGUGAAUUUGGGAUUAAUUAAUUGUUCACUACACCUGUCUGUACCUUAAAGUUUUGUCAUAAUACUAUUCUUUUUAAUUGUAAUAUUUUUUUUCCGUUAUCCAUUCUAGUAUAGGAACAUGUCUGAAAUCUGCAGCACUGACAUUUCUGUGUGUUCUUAUUCAUGUCUUGGUAGCUUUUAGAAGAUGUCUCUGUUUCCACUCUCACUGUGACCUGCAUCAAAUUCACAUCCUGGUGUGGAUAAGGCAGAUGCCCUGGACUUACCUGUGUCAGCUCACAUACA
Molecule: messenger RNA, 2901 nt
Organism: Phasianus colchicus (ring-necked pheasant)
Lineage: Eukaryota; Metazoa; Chordata; Aves; Galliformes; Phasianidae
Gene: ASB4
Product: ankyrin repeat and SOCS box containing 4
Biological process (GO): positive regulation of transcription by RNA polymerase II; intracellular signal transduction
Cellular component (GO): nucleus
Molecular function (GO): protein binding; transcription cis-regulatory region binding
Source: RefSeq, a predicted model, not a curated record